AUGGUUCAAAUCGACCAUCAUGAGUACCUCUCCGAGGAAGAGAAGCGUCUCAAGCAGGACAGAGAACGAGAGAAGUAUUGGAAGAGGUGGGGUCCGUAUGUGGCUGAGAGACAGUGGGCGACAGUGCGAGAGGAUUACAGCGCUGAUGGUGAUGCGUGGAGCCAUUUCCCUCACGACCAUGCACGAUCCAGAGCUUUUCGGUGGGGUGAAGAUGGCAUUGCUGGUGUCUCGGAUACGCAUGGCUUGCAGAACAUCGCAUUUGCUUUUUGGAAUGAAGAAGAUGACUUCCUCAAAGAGCGAUUGUUCGGACUUUCCAAUCCGCAAGGCAACCACGGCGAGAGUAUCAAAGAGGCACAUUUCCAUGUUGAUAAUACCCCUACGCACUCAUAUAUGAAACUUCUAUACAAGUAUCCGCAACGGAAAUUUCCCUACGAAGACCUUGUCAAAGAAAAUGCGAGACGUGGAAAGAAGGACAGAGAAUACCAGAUAAUCGAUACAGGGAUCUUCGACGACGAUAGGUAUUGGGAUAUCUACAUUGAGACUGCGAAAGAGGACGAUGAUCCUGAAGAAUUGCUCUUCCGAGUUACAGCUUGGAAUCGCGGACCCGAACCUGCCCCACUCCACAUUAUUCCACACGUCUGGUUCAGAAAUACCUGGGCCUGGGGUCAUGAAUCCCCUGACAAGAAACCUAACAUCCAUCAAGUCAGCGAGACCGUCGCCCAAACCACACAUUAUAAGCUUGGCGAACGGUAUCUCCAGCUCUCCCCGUCGCCAGGUGUAGGACCAAGUGGCCAGGAUGUCAUGCCAGAGUUGAUCUUCACAGAGAAUGACACCAAUUUCGAGGGCUUGUACUGCGGAGAAAAUGAGCAACCAUAUGUCAAGGACGCCUUCCAUCGCCACAUUGUCGAUAAGGAGAAGAAAGCUGUUAAUCCUAAGCUUACAGGCACAAAGUCUGCUGCAUGGUUUGCGUUCAACGAAGGCGGGGGCGUAGCUCCUGGCGAAUGUGCCGUGGUCAGAUUUCGAUUGUCCAAGAAGUACGAUGAUUACAUGGACGAAGAGUUAUUCGACGAUAUUAUCGAAAAGCGAAAGGAGGAAGCGGACGAGUUCUACUACCGCAUCAGUCCACUCCCUAUGUCUGAGGAUCUUAGGAAUAUCCAACGUCAAGCCUUUGCUGGCAUGAUGUGGACGAAGCAAUUUUACCAUUUCAUCUGGGAUCAAUGGGCGAAUGGUGAUCCAAAUCAGCCUCCUCCACCACCAGAUCGCAAGGCUAUUCGGAACACAAAUUGGAAGCACAUGCAUCUAGAUGACAUCCUAUCAAUGCCAGACUCGUGGGAGUAUCCGUUCUUUGCUGCAUGGGAUUCCGCUUUCCAUUGCAUCCCUCUGGCAAUGAUUGACCCAGACUUCGCCAAGAAGCAGUUGGAUUUGUUCACAAGAGAAUGGUAUAUGCAUCCGAAUGGACAAUUGCCCGCGUAUGAAUGGAAUUUUGGAGAUGUCAAUCCGCCAGUCCAUGCCUGGGCCACAUUCCGCACAUUUAAGAUUGAGAGAAAGCUCUACGGUCGGCAAGACUUAGAUUUCCUCGAACGGGUGUUUCAAAAGCUACUUCUCAACUUCACCUGGUGGGUCAACAGAAAGGAUUUUGACGGCAAGAAUGUGUUCGAGGGUGGUUUCCUUGGUUUGGACAACAUUGGUUUGUUCAAUCGAUCGGAGCCUCUGCCCACGGGAGGAGUACUUGAACAAGCGGACAGCACAGGUUGGAUGGCAUUUUACUGUCUUUGCAUGCUCAAUAUUGCCCUUGAGUUGGCAAAGCAUAGACGUGUAUAUGAAGAUAUUGCGUCGAAGUUCUUUGAGCAUUUCAUGCUGAUUAGCGAUGCCAUGACUUACAAGGCGGGUGCAAAGGAGAAGUCCCUCUGGAAUGAAGAGGACGGAUUUUACUACGAUGCUAUCUCUUACGGAGGACCCUGGACGCAACAACUUCCUGUCCGGUCCCUUGUCGGUCUGAUCCCACUCUAUGCUACACUUACACUGGAGCCUGAGUUGAUCAACAAAUUGCCUUCGUUCAAGAAGCGCGUGGACUGGUUCAUUGAGAAUCGACAUGACGUUGCGGAACGGAACAUGGCUAGCAUCAGGAAGAGAGGAAAGGACAAUCGAAUACUGCUCUCGCUUGUCAGCAAAGACCGGCUCGAGAAGAUUUUGAAGCGUAUGCUCGACGAGGACGAAUUCUUCAGCGAACAUGGAAUUCGUUCGCUGUCCAAGUACCAUGAAAAACACCCUUAUUCCAUGGACGUGAACGGCCAGGAGUUUAAAGUCGAGUAUGUUUCUGGCGACUCCGAUAGUGGCAUGUUCGGUGGCAAUAGCAAUUGGAGAGGACCCAUCUGGUUAUGUGUCAACUUUCUACUUGUAGAAAGCUUGCAACGCUUCUACAUGUUCUACGGCCCGCAGUUCGAAGUAGAAUGCCCCACCGGCUCUGGAGACAUGAUGCAUCUUGGUCGCGUAUCCGAGGAGAUUCAACAUCGCCUGCAACAUCUCAUGGCCCGUGGAGAUGAUGGUCGUCGCGCUAUCAAUGACGGAAAUGAUAUGCUCGACUUUGAUCCUAACUGGAAAGACAACUUGUGGUUCUAUGAGUUCUUCGAUGGUGACUCUGGCCGUGGGCUUGGAGCUACCCAUCAAUGCGGUUGGACUGGGCUCAUCGCUAGAAUGAUCCAUGACACAGGAUUGAGCUGUCGUCUUCCACAAACCCCGCGGACGCCUUCCACUGGUAUGAAUCACUACUUCGACGAUAUCUUCACCCGCCACGUAACGCAACCUAAGAGUGGCCACAAAACCCCUCGACACAUGAUGCGUCGCUCUUCGACAGCAAGAUCAAUAGGCGCCCGAAGUGACUUUGACGCUUCCACGAAUGGAGACGAUGCUCAUUCCGUCGGCAAUUCGGUUGAGCCCGAAACUGCAGAGAGAGAACGGGAACGCAGAGAAGCCGAUGCCCACACUGCUCACUAUGUGUCUGAACAGUUGUCGAGGGUUCGGAGCAAUCAAUCUGCUGAUUACGAGACUGGUGAUGAAUUUGAAGCUCAACUGGAUGGUCAAUGA
This is a messenger RNA of Mollisia scopiformis, 3084 nucleotides long. RefSeq lists its product as uncharacterized. The coding region runs from base 1 to 3084 and encodes 1027 amino acids. Gene Ontology annotation, cellular component: endoplasmic reticulum membrane. Gene Ontology annotation, molecular function: Glc3Man9GlcNAc2 oligosaccharide glucosidase activity. The record is from RefSeq and is a predicted model, not a curated record. The transcript is spliced from 8 exons. Gene Ontology annotation, biological process: oligosaccharide metabolic process; protein N-linked glycosylation. Lineage: Eukaryota; Fungi; Ascomycota; Leotiomycetes; Helotiales; Mollisiaceae.